Rosa rugosa (rugosa rose) is the source of this 1106-nucleotide messenger RNA. Its product is annotated as GCN5-related N-acetyltransferase 7, chloroplastic. The record is from RefSeq and is a predicted model, not a curated record. The coding region runs from base 84 to 872 and encodes 262 amino acids. Lineage: Eukaryota; Viridiplantae; Streptophyta; Magnoliopsida; Rosales; Rosaceae. Gene Ontology annotation, molecular function: acyltransferase activity, transferring groups other than amino-acyl groups. The transcript has 5 exons. Gene Ontology annotation, cellular component: chloroplast.
AGGUGAAGCAUGAAGUUAUGAACCACAGCCACAGGUAGCAGGCAUAAUCCGCAUAGUGAAAGGAUAAUAAUAAUUAAAUCAAAAUGGCCCUUCUAUCUUCUCCUCGUCCUCUCCCAACCCACUUCUCUGCUUCCACCUCCACUUCUCUACUUGUCCGCCGCCGCCCAAUCACCGCCUGCCAAGUCUGCACCCCCAAGCAACCCUUACAUGAGUCCACUCUCAAUGUCGCCGAAGGUUUUGCCGAGGAUGAGCUCUGGGCCGCCGCCUGUCUCCGUGUUCGGUCCUUCUACCAGUUCAAGCCCACCACGUUCGGCCUCCAAGAUCACAAAAUGUUCUUGGCGGAGCGAGAGUUUGAAGCUAUCAAGGAACGUGUUAGUGGGAAGAGGAAGGGUUUUGGGAGAGUUUCGUGUGUAAAUGCUACAGUCCCACUUUCGCAAUUCUCAAGCCUUUCAUUUCCGGCAGAUGAUUUAUGUGCUUCCUGUAAGUUUACCGACAAUGGAGAAGAUCGAGUAGUAGUUGGGACCCUUGAUCUUAACCAGUGUGUAAGUCUUCCAGAUGAGAUAGCAGGAAGAAGACCAGAGGCGAUUGGAGCUGAUUUUGCAAGGGCAUAUCUGAGUAAUGUAUGUGUUGCCAAGGAACUGCAUAGAAAUGGUUUAGGUCAUGCUCUUGUGGCAAAGUCAAAGUUAGUUGCGCGAGAUUGGGGCAUAAGUGAUCUGUAUGUUCAUGUUGCUGUUGAUAAUGAACCAGCAAAACAGUUGUACAUGAAGAGUGGUUUCGUUUAUGAGAGUGACGAACCUGCAUGGCAGGCCAGGUUCCUGGACCGGCCAAGAAGGUUACUUUUGUGGUUUGGUAUUCCAGGCGUGCAACUAUGACAAGUAUCAUAUGAUUCUUUCCUCGAUAUACAUUGCUCCGACAAUGUACAGAGCAUUUCACAAGUCUGAACAUGAUUGGUCGGUCUCUUCCUCAUUGAGAUGUAAAUUUCUGUAACCUAUUUGACAUACUGGGUCUUAAAGGCUUUUAUUUUCUAAAAAUCCUAUGUGCUAUUUGUAAUGAUGAAUACUUGAUUUAAUUUGGGAAUACUUUCCGUAUCAAAAAAAAAAAUUUGG